Molecule: messenger RNA, 558 nt
Organism: Arachis ipaensis
Lineage: Eukaryota; Viridiplantae; Streptophyta; Magnoliopsida; Fabales; Fabaceae
Source: RefSeq, a predicted model, not a curated record
AUGGACGAGUGUGUAGCUGCUAAAGAUUUGCUGGAAAGACUAGCAAGGCAGGGGCUAUUAGAGAAGUAUAUAAGCUCUAGGAGUCAGAAGGACGCAGAUACAAGUAAACCGAAGUAUAAUUCGGAACGCAGAGACAAAGGAUCGUGGCGAGACCCAGUCGAAACCCCAACCACCAAAGGAGUCAUAAACUACAUCUCAGGAGGUUUUGCAGGGGGAGGAAUGACGAACACAGCAAGGAAGCGAAGUUACAGAGCCAUGAUGACAAUGGAAGGAACUCAACAAAACUCCCCAACACCAACCUCCUCAACCGCCAUCAACUUCGGUGCUGGUGAUUUCAAAACAAGAGCACCAAACCUAGAUGACCCAGUCAUAAUUUCAGUGAGCAUGGGACCCUUGACUGUGAAAAAGGUGCUGCUCGACCCAGGAAGCAGCGCCGAUGUCCUUUUUUAUUCCACAUUCAAAAAGAUGCAACUGAGCGAUAUUUCACUACAACCGUCGGGGGGGAGCUGGCAGGCUUUUCGGGCGAAAGAGUCCCUAUAUCCGGCUACAUCUGGAUGA